Messenger RNA from Mizuhopecten yessoensis (Yesso scallop), 2737 nucleotides. RefSeq names its product solute carrier organic anion transporter family member 4A1-like. Gene Ontology annotation, cellular component: membrane. Bases 404 to 2737 code for a protein of 777 amino acids. The transcript is spliced from 12 exons. Gene Ontology annotation, biological process: sodium-independent organic anion transport; transmembrane transport. The record is from RefSeq and is a predicted model, not a curated record. NCBI's taxonomy places the organism in Eukaryota, Metazoa, Mollusca, Bivalvia, Pectinida, Pectinidae. Gene Ontology annotation, molecular function: protein binding.
UUAAAAAUAGCAACAGUAUUACAUAGCGCGAACUAGAAUGCCAACUUAAAGCUGAACGUUCAACGUUCAAGGAAAAUUCUCUGAUCAGAUUUAUUCAGAGUGGCAACAACCGUCGUUGUAGCGAGAUAUGCGUUGAGGUUUGGUGUGUAUGUGUGCGUGUGUGUUCGUAUUGUGUUGGGACUACGUACGCGUGCGACACAGGAGAUUUACUACUGUACGUUUGAUAAAUCGGACCAAGGCUUGAGUGCAAAAAUGGAUUUUUCUGCGGUGAUAUUGUGUCGACAGAGGCAUCAAUUUCAUUCAUGACAGUUGUACCACGCCUGCUGCUGCAUCUUAUUACUGGUUUUAUGGUGUGGCAAAGUCUAGUCAGCCAAAAGCUUUAAAAAGUCAAUACUGAGAAAACAUGGAUGUUUCCAUUAGCGACAAACAUGGUGAGGAUUCGGAUUCUCUGAAUCACGAAACGUGCGGAUGGGGUCCAGUUCGGCCGAAAUGUUGUCAGCGGUUCCGCAGUCCCCGAUAUUUACUUCUGUGCCUUUGCGGAGCCUCUUUUAUCCAGGGAAUGGUUGUAAAUGGCCUUAUCAGCGUGGUGAUUUCCUCACUAGAGAAGCGUUACAGCCUCAGCAGCUCCGAGUCGGGCCUGAUCGCCAGUUGCUAUGACAUCAUGUCAGCAAUCAGUCUCAUUCCGAUCAGUUAUUUCGGCGGUAUCGGCGUGAAGUCACGCUACCUUAGCCUUGGUCUUCUGUCCAUAGCUGCCGGCUCUUUCAUCUUUUCAUUACCACACUUCACGUCAGACGUGUACAAUUUUGGACGUGUCGAUGACAAUCUGCUAUGUCUGAUGAAUGGAUCAUCAUCGUGUUCGACGUACUCGCCCUCCGCCAGCAAUCUCUCCGUCUCGGACUACAAAUUUGUGUUCUACUUGGCAAUGCUGUUAAUGGGAGUCGGAAGUGUGCCUUUGUUCACUUUAGCCCAGCCUUUUCUGGAUGAGAGUGUUCCUGUCCGCUCCGCAUCCUUGUAUUUAGGUAUAUAUCAUUGUUGUAAUGUGCUGGGUCCUGCUGCUGGCUACAUCAUCGGUGCUAUUUCCCUUAGUUACUAUGUUGACAUUGAUAGGAUACAAAAGGUGACGGUGAACUCCGAGAGUUCCCGUUUUGUUGGUGCUUGGUGGGUGGGCUUCCUGUUUGGUGCUCUAUUGGCCGCUCUGAUGGCUAUCCCGUUGAUGGGCUUCCCCGGAAUCUUACCAAAGACUACAGAUUACAAGGAAGGGCGCGAGAAGGAGACGUAUAAGACUGGGGGUCAGUCGGACAGAUCCCUGGGGGACGGGGACCAGAUGGGGGAAGGGGUUGGGGAGACUACAACUAAUUGUUUUGGCGUAUAUAAGUCUUUCAAGGUUCUUUUUAUGAACCCAACAUUUGUGUUCCUGACCUUAGCAGAAACGACAGAGGGUUUUGUUCUGGCGGGGUCGUCCACAUUUUUGCCCAAAUUUGCAGAAGUCCAGUUCAGUCUUCCUGCUGCCACUGCUGCGCUCUAUGUUGGUGCGGCGAUUAUACCAGCCGGUGGCUUAAGUACAUUCAUGGGCGGAUUCAUCGUAAAAAGGUUUAACCUGUCAGUAAGAGGGAUUUUGAAGUUCUGUGUGGGACUGAUGAUGACGUCCACAGUUCUAGGCCUCUUCCUUCUCAUCCACUGUCCAAGUGUACCCUUCGCUGGUGUCAACAUUGAGUAUGGUCAAGCUAGCUCCUCAGGGACCAAGUUCCUGGGUAGUUUUCGUUCAGACAGCUGCUAUAGGAACUGUAGCUGUACCCAGGCAGAUAACUACAACCCUGUAUGUGGAGUAGACGGAAUCACCUUCUACUCGCCCUGUUACGCUGGCUGUUACAACAUUGACAAGACAACCUCCCCCUGGGUUAGUAAAUUCAUAUAUGUACCACCCCCUAGUAACCAUGGAAGUCACAAGCCUACUAUCAACAGCGGAAAUGAUUUAGGAAUCACUGAUGAAGUAUCAGUUACGAACCAUCAAGUAGAAUUGACGAUCAUAAACAACAAUCAACGACGAGAAUUAACUCAACUAGACGUUGAAACGGAUCUCAAGCAGAAAACAGGUAAAACGUAUAACGGGAAAACAGAAGAUGAACAAGCCUGCGGAGAAAUACCAAUCAAUGUGAAAGACAGCGAUCCCUUCCGUACAGGAGCGUAUCGCAGGAUCAGUGAAGCGUCGCUAAUAUUGGAAAGCGCAAUAUUCAGACUUGUUCCUGGAUUUUUGAAAAGAAUACCACAUCUUAGCAUCAUGGUGAUACCUGUUUUGUUUACAAUUGUCGGCACCAUUACCUGUGCGUUUAUUCCGUUUGCUAUUACCUUUGAGCACCAUAUGAUCCUUAUGGGGUGUAAAGGCAUUUCGAUUGGUGGGACUGUCACAGUCAUUUCCAUAACGACAAUGAAGCUUGUGGGUAUGAAAAAUUAUUCCAUCGGACUUGGUGUUACUAUCUCCGGCGUAGGGAUUGGCAACUCGUGUGGAGGACCUAUAGCAGGUUACCUCAGAGACACAACAGGGUCCUAUACGCUGUCCUUUUAUGUUGCUGCUGUUGGUCUUGGUGUGGCGUCAUGUUUGAAUAUUGUGGCUGCAGCAAUACGGAAGUACAACGCAAAUGUCUCUAUUCGGCCUGAAGAAUAUCUGAAAAACAGAAGAGGAAGUAGGAGACGGUCCAGUAUUCUACCUUGGAAAGGAAAAGUGGAAUUUAUAUUCUGA